CUGGGCCUAACCUCUUCUUAUGCAUUGCGUAGUAUACUCGCGGUAACAGUGUUUGUGAAAUUAAAUUGAAGAAUAUGCAGCGCGUUGUUAAAUGCCCGAAACGGUAUUUACCUUCGGCGAACGAUAUUUUUAAAUUGGCGUCAACUGUUGCGGGAAAAUAUAACUCGAUACUGAGUAGACCUGAUUUCAGACUGGUUCUGAAUCGUGUCCAUCGAUUCUCACGAUGUCUGUCGUUUCACGGUCCAAUGCAUAUGCGAAUGCAUAAGGAGGUACGCGCCAUUUAUACCUUGUUACGACGUAGCGGAUUUGAUAGUGAUUCAAAACUACCCUGCUUUUAUCAUGGCAGACGAAGCUUCUGUACCACGGGUACGAAUAAUAGCAAUAGAGCGGCAGGUGACGGCCGUGCUGGAGAGCCCUCAUCUCAAAAUUCAGGAGAUAAUCCGAAAAAAAAUGACGAUGACAAAGUUUCUAAUAUUGUUCGCAAGUAUUUAAUGUGGAUUACAACUUUUUGGCUAAUUGUCAGCUUGGUAUCGAUGUUAACACCGAAUAAUAGUCAACGGGAGCAGAGUGUGUACGUGUCAUGGAAUGAUUUUCUCCACCACAUGCUCUCCAAAGGUGAAGUAAAAGAGUUGAUACUUCGACCUCAAAUAGAUGUGGUAAUGAUAAUCUUACACCCAGAAGCUGUAAUUAAAGGCCGUAAGGUUGGAAAUGUUAUGUACCUAAUGACGGUAAGCGACUUAGAUCGUUUCGAAGAAAAAUUGAGGGCUGCUGAAGACAAACUCAACAUAAGACAAGAGGAUCGAGUGCCAAUUUCUUAUGAUCGCAGCCAUAUUACUGCAAGCCAAACGACCAUGGUUCUUAUUGCAACUGCUCUACUUGCACUUCUUCUCAGUCGCUUUCGUUCUAUAAAACCGUCUAUCAAUAUGGAAGGGUUUCGUCAGAUGACUCGUGCUAAAUUCACUCUUGUCGAUCCAUUAACUGGUAGGGGCAAGGGUGUACGGUUCGACGAUGUAGCUGGCCUACAGGAGGCAAAGACCGAAGUAAUGGAAUUUGUUGAUUAUUUGAAACAUCCAGAGCAUUACAAAACUCUAGGGGCAAAGGUUCCAAAAGGUGCUAUACUUUUGGGUCCUCCUGGUUGCGGAAAAACACUCCUAGCCAAGGCUGUAGCAACGGAGGCAAAUGUACCAUUUUUGUCUAUGAAUGGCUCAGAGUUCAUUGAAAUAGUUGGAGGGUUGGGUGCAGCUAGGGUCAGGGACUUAUUUAAGGAAGCAAAAUCACGGGCGCCAUGCAUAAUAUAUAUUGAUGAAAUCGAUGCAAUCGGGAAAAAACGUGCCUCAGGAAUGUCAGCCAGUGGUUCGGGAUCUUCCGAGGCUGAUCAGACAUUGAAUCAACUCCUGGUAGAAAUGGAUGGAAUGGCUUCUAAAGAAGGUGUCAUUAUGCUAGCAUCGACUAAUCGAGCAGACGUAUUAGAUAAGGCUCUACUUAGACCUGGGAGAUUCGAUAGGCAUAUAUUAAUCGAUUUACCAACACUUGACGAGCGAGAGCAAAUAUUCAAGCAUCAUCUCAAGGGAAUAAAGCUGGAAUUAGGACCUGAGGCGUAUUCCAAGAGAUUGGCACACCUCACUCCCGGAUUCAGCGGAGCGGACAUCGCAAACGUUUGCAAUGAAGCGGCGUUGCAUGCCGCAAGAUUUAAAAAAAAAAUUGUGAGCUCUGCCGAUGUUGAAUACGCAGUCGAUCGUGUGGUUGGAGGAACAGAAAAAAGACAAAAUUCGAUGUCACCUACAGAGAAACGUACAGUCGCAUACCAUGAGGCUGGGCAUGCUCUUGUUGCAUGGAUGCUAGAGCAUACCGAUGCCCUAUUGAAGGUCACAAUCAUUCCAAGAACUAAUCAUCGCCUGGGAUUCGCACAAUAUACACCUACCGAUCAAAAGCUAUAUACUACAGAGCAGCUGUUCGACAGAAUGUGCAUGGCUCUCGGCGGUCGGGUGGCCGAAAGUGUCACAUUCAACCGAGUCACAACCGGAGCUAAAAGUGAUCUGACAAGGGUUACACGUAUGGCCUAUGCCCAGGUGCAACAGUUUGGCAUGAGUUCUACAGUGGGUUUGGUAUCGUUUGAUAAAGAAGUAACCAGUCAGAAAUCCAAAAAACCCUACAGCAAAAAGCUAGCUAAUAUGAUGGAUGUAGAAGCAAGGCGAUUGAUCAGCCAGGCCUAUAAAAGAACCGAACAACUACUUGUUGCUGAAAAAUUGAAACUUGAGCUGAUAGCCGAAGCACUGUUGGAUAAGGAAACAUUAAAUUACAACGAUGUCGUAGCAUUGAUUGGCCCACCGCCAUAUGGGCAAAAAAAUUUAAUUGAACCAGCUGACUUUGAGGCAUCCAUCGGUACUCUCGAGGACGCCAGACCGCCCUUGUCGACGAAACCUACAGAAACAAACGAUUCCGAACCAAAUUCCAACUAAUAACCUGCAAAAAGGAAGUUUUACGGGCAUAUCUUUACAUUGUAAGUCGGCGAUGGACAGAGUUGCAAUGUUUAUUGACUAUGGUAAGGCACGGUUGCAAUAUCAUUUGACGUUGUUUCUAGGGUUUACUCAAUACCUACAGAAUUCGGUUUACCUGUAUAGCUGUGGCCACUGCAAUCCAUUAACAGUGCACCUUU
Molecule: messenger RNA, 2656 nt
Organism: Diprion similis
Lineage: Eukaryota; Metazoa; Arthropoda; Insecta; Hymenoptera; Diprionidae
Gene: Spg7
Product: paraplegin
Exons: 10
Coding region: 75-2459 (794 amino acids)
Biological process (GO): protein-containing complex assembly; mitochondrial protein processing
Cellular component (GO): membrane; m-AAA complex
Molecular function (GO): ATP-dependent peptidase activity; ATP hydrolysis activity; metalloendopeptidase activity
Source: RefSeq, a predicted model, not a curated record